UCAGCGGGGAGUCAUGAAGAGGAGUGGCACACCAGUGUGGGACAGAAGGAGCUACAGGCCCCCUCCCACAUUAAAGAGGAGCAGCUUCAUGAUGAAGAUGAAGCUCAGUCCUUACAGCUUCAUCACAGUCAAAGUGAGGAGAACAGAGGGGCGGAGCUUGUAAGUCAACACAUCACAGAAGCUGAUGGAGAGCAUUGUGAAGAUAUCAAGUCAGAACCAGACAGCAUCUUUGCUCCACUGUCAGACAUGGACCACAUGAUGUCACACUCUUCUGAUCACAGUGACCACAUCCAAAAACCUUUGGAGAGUAAAAAUGACUCUAAAGGUGAUACGAGACAUCACACUAACAACAAACACUUUGACUGCUCUGAAUGUGGGAAAUCAUUUAGACAGAAGAGUCAUUUUACAGAACACAUGAGAAUACAUACUGGAGAGAAACCUUUUACUUGCUCUGUUUGUAAGAAUAGUUUCUCCACAAAGCAAGUCAUGACCACACACAUGAGAACACACACUGGAGAGAAACCUUUUGCUUGCUCUGUUUGUAAAAAGAGUUUCUCCAGAAAGGAACACAUGACCACACACAUGAGAACACACACUGGAGAGAAACCUUUUACUUGCUCUGUUUGUAAGAAGAGUUUCUCCAGAAAGGGUGACAUGACCACACACAUGAGAACACACACUGGAGAGAAACCUUAUGCUUGCUCAGCUUGUGCUAAAAGAUUCAACACUAAGAAAGUCAUGAUCACACACAUGAGAACACACACAGGUGAGAAACAUUUUACUUGCUCUGUUUGUAAGAAGAGUUUCUCCAGAAAGGGUGACAUGACCACACACAUGAGAACACACACUGGAGAGAAACCUUUUGCUUGCUCAGCUUGUGCUAAAAGAUUCAACACUAAGAAGGAACUUAUAUUACACGUGAGAACACACACAGGUGAGAAACCUUUUACGUGCUCCGUUUGUAAGAAGAGUUUCUCCACAAAACAGUACAUAACCACACACAUGAGAACACACACUGGAGAGAAACCUUUUGCUUGCUCAGCUUGUGCUGAAAGUUUCAACACUAAGAAGGAACUUAUAUUACAUGUGAGAACACACACAGGUGGUAAACCUUUUACUUGCGCCGUUUGUAAGAAGAGUUUCUCCAGAAAGGAACACAUGACCAGACACAUGAGAACACACACUGGAGAGAGACCUUUUGUUUGCUCAGCUUGUGCUAAAAGAUUCAACACUAAGAAGGAAAUGAUAUUACACAUGAGGACACACACAGGUGAGAAACCCUUUGCUUGCUCUGUUUGUAAGAAGAUUUUCUCCAGAAAGGAACACAUGACCACACACAUGAGAACACACACUGGAGAGAAACCUUUUACUUGCUCUGUUUGUAAGAAGAGUUUCUCCAGAAAGGGUGACAUGACCAUACACAUGAGAACACACACUGGAGAGAAACCUUUUGCUUGCUCAGCUUGUGCUAAAAGAUUCAACACUAAAAAGAAAAGUAUAUUACACAUGAGAACACACACUGGAAAGAAACCUUUUGCUUGCUCAGCUUGUGCUAAAAGAUUCAACACUAAGAUUGAAAUGAUGUUACACAUGAGAACACACACAGGUGAGAAACCUUUUACUUGCUCUGUUUGUAAGAAGAGUUUCUCCAGAAAAGAACACAUGACCACACACAUGAGAACACACACUGGAGAGAAACCUUAUACUUGCUCUGUUUGUAAGAAGAGUUUCUCCAGAAAGGGUGACAUGACCAUACACAUGAGAACACACACUAGAGAGAAACCUUUUGCUUGCUCAGCUUGUGCUAAAAGAUUCAACACUAAGAAGAAAAUUAUAUUACACAUGAGAACACACUCAGGUGAGAAACCUUUUACUUGCUCUGUUUGUAAGAAGAGCUUCUCCAGAAAGGAACACAUGACUACACACAUGAGAACACACACUGGAGAGAAACCUUUUACUUGCUCUGUUUGUAAGAAGAGUUUCUCCAGAAAGGGUGACAUGACCAUACACAUGAGAACACACACUGGAGAGAAACCUUUUGCU
Molecule: messenger RNA, 2043 nt
Organism: Nerophis lumbriciformis (worm pipefish)
Lineage: Eukaryota; Metazoa; Chordata; Actinopteri; Syngnathiformes; Syngnathidae
Source: RefSeq, a predicted model, not a curated record